Verticillium dahliae VdLs.17 is the source of this 990-nucleotide messenger RNA. RefSeq names its product UDP-galactopyranose mutase. The record is from RefSeq and is a predicted model, not a curated record. Lineage: Eukaryota; Fungi; Ascomycota; Sordariomycetes; Glomerellales; Plectosphaerellaceae. The coding region runs from base 1 to 990 and encodes 329 amino acids. The transcript has 5 exons.
AUGGCCGACAUUAAUGUUGACGUCCUCGUCAUCGGUGCUGGCCCGACCGGUCUGGGAGCCGCCAAGCGCCUCAACCAGCUGCGCCGGCAGAACGGUCCCUCAUGGCUUAUUCUCGACGCCAACGAGAAGGCUGGUGGUCUUGCGUCCACCGAUGUCACCCCUGAAGGCUUCCUCUACGAUGUCGGCGGUCACGUCAUCUUCUCCCACUACAAGUACUUCGACGACUGCAUUGAUGACGCUCUUCCCAAGGAGGAUGACUGGUACACCCACCAGCGCAUCUCCUACGUCCGCUACAAGGGCCUCUGGGUCCCUUACCCCUUCCAGAACAACAUUUCCAUGCUUCCCAAGGAGGACCAGGUUCUGUGCAUGGACGGUCUCAUCGACGCCGCCCUCGAGGCUCGUGUCUCCAACACCAAGCCCAAGGACUUUGACGAGUGGAUCGUUCGCAACAUUGGAGAGGGUAUUGCAAACAUUUUCAUGCGUCCUUACAACUACAAGGUGUGGGCUGUUCCCACCACCAAGGAGAACCUCCUCAAGGACUGUAUUCAGGGUCUUAUCAACACGGAGAUGAUCACCGCGGAGGAUGAGAUUGUCUCGACCUACCACCGCCGCUUCGACCACGGUUACCCCACUCCCUCUCUGGAGCGUGAGGGCGUGCUCAAGGACCUACUGCCUAAGCUGCAGGACCUGGACAUCUACUCGCGCGGUCGUUUCGGCAGCUGGAGGUACGAGGUCGGCAACCAGGACCACUCCUUCAUGCUCGGCGUGGAGGCCGCAGACAACAUUGUCAACGGCGCCGUCGAGCUGACGCUCAACUACCCCGACUUUGUCAACGGCCGCGCCAACACGGAGCGUCGCCUGGAGAACUUUGUUGUCGCGCCCACAUCUACCCAGACCAACGGCGCCAAGGAGCUGCCGACGAGGGAGCGUGCCGUGUCCAAGGCUUCGCAGCCCGCACACAGCCGCAAGUCGUCGAAGCAGGUCCAGUAG